GACUGAAGGCGAAUGCGGUAGCCUACGAAAAAACAAGCAGGCGCAGCGGCGGAGAGACAAGACGGGCACAGUUUACCUCCACAUCACAAGAUCAUAUUUUGGAGCGGAAAUUUCACGCCCUGUCGGGUCGUGUUACCGUUAAAGACGGCUGAGGAUAUCCACGGGCAGAAACAAUAGGAUGCAGUUUAGACUUGGCUGGUGACUGGUCUACAGGCUCUCCACUUCUCUUGUCCCUGGAGUCAGCCAGUUGGGGGGCAGAUUCCUGCAUUCCCCUUCUCUCAGUCUGAGUCUUUGUCUGGACAAAACCAACUGCCCACCAUUGGAGUACACAGCUCGUCCUCGCCCGUGUUGCUUGGAUCAGCACAGCUCAUCUCCUGACUGAGGAGAGCGCAGCAGCUGCACAAGAUUCACCUUUUAUUAACUGAUCCCUCCCGGCCCCGCCCACACUACCCCGUCACCAUGGUGCUGUCACAACGGCAACGAGAUGAACUAAAUCGAGCAAUAGCCGAUUAUCUACGUUCCAAUGGAUAUGAAGAAGCAUAUUCCACUUUCAAGAAGGAGGCGGAAUUAGAUAAUAAUGAAGAAUUGGAUAAGAAGUACGCCGGCCUUUUGGAAAAGAAAUGGACCUCAGUCAUCAGAUUACAAAAGAAGGUGAUGGAGCUUGAAUCCAAACUGAAUGAAGCAAAGGAGGAGAUCACCCUGGGUGGGCCCGUAAGUCAGAAGCGAGACCCCAAAGAGUGGAUUCCACGUCCACCAGAGAGGUACGCGCUGAGUGGCCACCGCAGUCCAGUCACCCGCGUCAUCUUCCACCCAGUCUUCAGUGUCAUGGUGUCGGCUUCUGAGGACGCAACAAUAAAGGUGUGGGACUACGAGACAGGAGACUUUGAACGCACACUGAAGGGCCACACAGAUUCAGUGCAGGACAUCUCCUUUGACCAGACCGGCAAACUGCUUGCAUCUUGCUCUGCAGACAUGACUAUCAAGCUGUGGGAUUUCCAAGGGUUUGAAUGCAUCAGGACCAUGCACGGACAUGACCACAAUGUUUCGUCUGUAGCCAUCAUGCCCAAUGGAGAUCACAUCGUUUCCGCCUCGAGGGACAAAACCAUAAAAAUGUGGGAGGUGGCAACUGGCUACUGUGUGAAGACCUUCACAGGCCACAGGGAGUGGGUCCGUAUGGUGCGACCCAACCAAGACGGCACACUGAUUGCCAGCUGCUCCAAUGACCAAACUGUGCGUGUGUGGGUCGUGGCCUCCAAAGAGUGCAAGGCUGAGCUGCGGGAACACGAACACGUCGUGGAGUGCAUCUCUUGGGCACCAGAGAGCGCCUACCCCACCAUCCAAGAGGCCACAGGCUCUGAGACCAAGAAGAGUGGUAAGCCAGGCCCAUUCCUGCUGUCUGGCUCCAGAGACAAAACCAUCAAGAUGUGGGAUGUUAGCAUUGGCAUGUGCCUUAUGACACUGGUCGGCCACGACAACUGGGUGCGUGGUAUCCUCUUCCACCCCGGAGGCAAGUUUAUUGUGACCUGUGCAGAUGAUAAGACCUUAAGGAUCUGGGACUACAAGAACAAGCGCUGCAUGAAAACCCUGUGUGCCCACGAACACUUCGUUACCUCUCUGGAUUUCCACAAGGCUGCCCCCUACGUGGUCACAGGGAGUGUAGAUCAAACAGUAAAAGUGUGGGAGUGCCGCUGAUUUGGACCUUGGAGGAUUGGACCACCACCCCCAAUUACCCAGGCGCUCCUCUGGAUCCCACCUCUCCUCCUGCCAUCCCACCUCCCCUUUCAUCCCCACUCCUCCUCUCCCCUCACCUAACCCAAACCUCACCCGCACAUCAUCUCCUCCGGCUGCACUUACCACCAUGGUUAUUUACCCAUCGCGCUCUCUGGUCCAAUAACUAUUGUCCUUCUAUGUAAAUUAUUCCUGGAUGUAGAUCGAGCUAUUAAAUGUUACACAAAAAAGUAUUCUUGCAUGGUAAUCCAAAAUUGUAUACUGUAAAUUUACAUAACGUCUAGAAGUACCAUAGGUUUACCACGGGGCUGGCCGUCUGUCACGCAGCCUUACCGACCAACCGAAGGCAGAUGUUUUUGACUGGGUGUAAAAUGUAGGGCACUAAAAACCGAUAAUUUAAGAAAUGACAGUGUCUUUAUGUGUAAGAUUUAUUUUUGUCUAUUUUUUUAUUUAGGAUUUUUUUUUCUGUUAUUUCUCUCCUUCACUGUCGUAGUCUGUUGGUGCCUAGCUUGGUGAAACUUUCGAGAGAUAAGGCCGGAAAAGCAUAUAUGAUGCGAUGAGAUACGAUUGUCUGUGGGGCUUUGUUAUUGAAAUAAUCUGUAGCUUUAUAACAUCACUUCUCAAAUGUGCAUACCAUUUCUCUUCAUGUGGAACUAGGUAAUAUUUUAAUGGCUGUAUAUACGAAUGUUUCAAACUGUUGUCUUGGACCUUUGGGGGCUUAAAAACCGCUUUGUACUCUUGUCAUGGUGGCACAUGAACCACUGCUAGACUUAAGAUAAAUUAUCCCGUUUAAUGAAUCUGCUGCGAAGAAUAAAAAUGUAUUAAAGUGGCUUCAUGAAUAACUGAGUUUUUCACAAGAAGCCAAAGGUAGAGAGCGAGUUUGUUUGGCUGUCAGUGAGCGCCCUGGGCCACAGUAUCACCUGAGCAGAGUUCAGGGAUUACACCUGAUUAAUCUCUAGCACUUGAUAAACCGCGGGUGUGUGUCCAGAAAGAAGAUGACUCUCUGUGACCUUGUUAUUGAACUGAAGCCUCAGUCCACAGUCAGUCUUGGCGGGGUUUGGUGUACUUAAGGAACUGUGGAAAAGUCAUAAGAUGCUCAGUUGCCCCACGGCGCCUCUGAAGACUACAGCCUUGUGUAAAGUAAACCUGCUAAAGAGGAAACAUAAAAGCAUGACGAGGAGUCAAAGUGAGCCCCCAGGGUUUGAUAUCUGGGAUGUGCAAAGAUCUCUAAUUUCUGAGGGGUGACAUAUAUGUUCUGCAUAAUAAAAAUGGUUUUGAGUAAAAAUAAAAAAUCAGUUUUCUGUGAAAAUAUGAAAUGUAAAUUUAGCUUAUUAAGACAUUUGGCAAUUUUUGUAUUAGCGCACUAAAGGAUGAACUGGAUGGGAAUUUAGUGAGGACAUGCUAGCAGCAGACAUGCUAAAGGAUGUGUGGACGCUGUUUUGUCUGUAGAGGGGUCUUACGCUGAGGUUUUAUUGUGGCAGCUCCUGGAUCAGAUAUGGAGGAGGAUGCUAAAAGCCUGAGCAGCGAGGAUCUCUACAGACAGCAGACCACCUCACACGUAUGCAAACGUCUUCUGAGUGGCUUCCCUCAAACGUUCAGCUUUUGUGUGGAGCUGUAACCGAAAGACUGGAAAGAUAGUUGUAAACCAGUCCACGCUGUAGAAAACAACCAUUCCACUCCUCUUUGAGGAAAAAAUAAAAAUGAAACAUCUUGCUAACUGUAGCUGACAAGGUGCUUCAUUAAUCUUGCACAUCCCUGUUUUCACUAAAUCUUUGGUCCUUUAACGACGAUCAAAGACGACAUUAAAAUUUAAGGAUGUUGAUAAAUGCAUAAACCUAUAAUUUCUGAUUAGCCGUUUUCAUUCCAAUGCAGUUCUUGGCUAAUAAAGAAUUCCACUGCUUAACUGA
Plectropomus leopardus (leopard coralgrouper) is the source of this 3635-nucleotide messenger RNA. RefSeq names its product lissencephaly-1 homolog A. Gene Ontology annotation, molecular function: protein binding. The record is from RefSeq and is a predicted model, not a curated record. NCBI's taxonomy places the organism in Eukaryota, Metazoa, Chordata, Actinopteri, Perciformes, Serranidae.